CGCUACAUGUCGUCACAGGAGAGAAGUCGGAUCCUGUAAGCCCCAGAGCUUGCCGCCAUAAUACAAAAUUCAUCUGAUGUUCAAUCCUUUCUGCAUCAACCUCAGAUCUCUCAGUCGGACAUUGAAACUUCACUCAAACCUCUCUGCUCUCCACACUCGUUCUCUCUUACACCACAAAGAAAAGCCCAUCAAUUGGAACACAAAACAUACGUUUGUCCUGUCAAAUCCCCUGCUCUCUCUCUUGGAAAAAUGCAAUUCGAUGACCCAACUGAAGCAAAUCCAAGCCCAAAUGACUGUUACUGGCUUGAUCUUGGAUGGGUUUGCCUCGAGUCGCUUGAUCGCCUUCUGUGCCAUCUCGGAAUCGGGUAGUCUUGAUUAUUGUAAAUUAUUAUUGAAAAAUACCCAAAACAUAAAUGUCUUCUCAUGGAAUGUUUCAAUUAGAGGUUUUUCCGAAAGUGGAACCCCAAAAGAAGCUAUCUUGUUGUACAAGCGUAUGCUGAGAAGUACCUGGUCGCGACCAGAUAGUUACACUUACCCUUUGUUGUUUAAAUCUUGUGCGCGCAUGUCGUUGAUUUGGACGGGUCACGGGGUUCUGGGUCAUGUUUUGCAGUUGGGUUUUGAUUCAGACAUCUUCGUGCACAAUGCAGUUAUUCAUUUGUUAGUGUCGUGUGGAGAAUUGGAUUCAGCACGUAAGGUGUUUGCUGAAAGUGGUGUGAGAGAUUUGGUUUCUUGGAAUUCAUUGAUAAAUGGUUAUGUUCGGAGCGGACAAGCACAUGAAGCAUUGAGGAUUUACCGAGAAAUGGAGGUAGAUAGAAUUAAGCCAGAUGAGGUUACAAUGAUUGGGGUGGUUUCCGCAUGUGCGCAAUUGGAGGAUUUGAAUACUGGAAGAGAAUUUCAUCUAUAUAUAGAAGAAAACAGAUUGAAUUUAACAGUUCCACUAGCUAAUGCGCUUAUGGACAUGUAUGUAAAAUGUGGUAAUCUUGAGGAAGCACAGACAUUAUUUGACAAGAUGGCAAAGAAAACCAUAGUCUCUUGGACAACUAUGGUUACGGGCUAUGCCAAAUUUGGAUUUCUGGAUAUCGCUCAGAGUCUUUUUGAUGAAAUGCCAGAGAAAGAUGUUGUGCCUUGGAAUGCCAUGAUUGGUUGUUAUGUUCAGGCCAAGUGUAGCAAGGAGGCUUUGGCUUUGUUUCAGGACAUGCAAGCUAGGAACGUAAAACCUGAUGAGGUUACUAUGGUCAGCUGCCUCUCUGCAUGCUCACAACUUGGAGCACUUGAUGUUGGAGUAUGGAUUCACAAGUACAUUAGAAAACACAAACUUACAUUAAAUGUUGCCCUGGGAACUGCUCUAGUUGACAUGUAUGCCAAGUGUGGUAACAUCAAGAAGGCAGUUCAGGUUUUUCACGAGAUACCAAGAAGAAAUUCUCUCACUUGGACGGCCAUGAUUGGUGGUUUAGCUCUUCAUGGGAACGCACAUGAUGCUAUCUCUCACUUCUCAGGGAUGAUUGAUAUUGGUUUGGUACCAGAUGAAAUAACCUAUCUUGGGUUGUUAUCUGCAUGUUGUCACGGAGGUUUGGUUGAAGAGGGUCGUAAGUUCUUUGCCCAAAUGAGCUCCAAAUUCAACCUUUCCCCCAAGCUUAAACACUACUCUUGCAUGGUGGACCUUCUUGGCAGGGCGGGUCUCUUGGAAGAGACAGAAGAGCUUAUUAAGAGCAUGCCAAUACCAGCAGAUGCUGUGGUUUGGGGAUCAUUGUUUUUUGCUUGUCGAAUUCAUGGAAAUGUUGAUAUGGGAGAAAGGGCAGCUGCGAAGCUUCUUGAGUUGGAUCCUCAUGACAGUGGAAUAUAUGUUUUGCUUGCAAAUAUGUAUAGGGAAGCGAAAAUGUGGGAUGAGGCUGAGGAAGCAAGGAGGAGGAUGAGGGAGAGGGGUGUAGAAAAAACUCCUGGUUGCAGCUCAAUUGAAGUAAAUGGCAAUGUUUCUGAGUUUAUUGUCAGGGAUAACUCACACCCUCAAUCUGAAGAGAUUUAUGAAUGUUUGAUUCAGUUAACAAGGCAGCUGGAUCUUGUUGAAUAUGGUCUUCAUUUUCUGAGAGAUCAUUUCUGCUUUGAGCUAUGAACUAGGCAUCCAAAUUUCAAUUAGCUGAUGUAGAAGGAAGCUGAUCAUCUUAUUUGAGUUUUAGUCUCGAGAUGUUUAAAGCAUCACUGGACCCUUGGAGUAUACUAUUUAGUAUUAAUCCUAUGACAUAGAUGUCUGUAGAUGCAAUUGAUUUGUCAUUGGCUGCUGUGAAAUCCUUCUCUUGUGUCUCCCCAUGCCCCUUUAGAAUUUAGACAUGAUUCCAUGCCAGCUUUUUAUUCCUGCAGCUGUGUUCCAUGUGAUUUGCUUCUCCAAUUGGGCAAUGUGAAACUUUUGAUCCAGAACACAGUAGAAAUUUUAGGCUGGUCGCUCUAUUUUUCUUGCUUGAAUCUAUUUAGUGCUGGUUGCUCUAUGAAUUUCAUUAUGGAAUUUGAUAUUGCUAUGCCAAAGCAUCAAAGAUGAAGGGACCGUAUCAGCAGGGAGUGGGAACACAGUUAAAGUCAAUAUGUCAUUUGUUACGUCCACGGCUGUGAAUCUUGCAUUCAAAAUAACUGUGGCGGGCCUCAAGAAAUAUUUGGAUGGCCCCUGUAAAUGGUAGGCUAUAACCUGGCAUUUCUGGGCAGUAGGCGCUGGUGGUGCUUCUUCCCUUCCCUUCAUGUGUAUUCACUGGACAGUGCUUAAAUCUGUUUGAAGGUGAAUUAAGGGAUGGAAUGAUGGGAGAGACUGAUGGCUUGGUUGGUGCCUUCAAGAAGACUCCCUGAUCAGAUUUUACUGUUGGGCUUUGCUUGAGAUACAACAUAUCAUGUCUUGGCAUAGUUCUUUCCAUGUUCUUUAUUUUGAAAUAUAUGAUUCUCCAUUGCUGGUGAUCCUUAUAACAAAGUUGCGGGUCAGUAUAUUACCUUGUGCGUUUGCUUUUUAAAGCAUACUGAUGAAAAAGUUUAAUAAUUACGUAGCCAAUACUUCUGUGUUGAAUUUUAAAAUAGGAUUUGACAUAUGUAGGUUUUACAAAGUAAAGUCAAGACUAAUACUUUUUACUGACCUCAAGAUCCAAUGCCCCCAAGUGAUUAUAGGAUUCAACAAUUAUGCUGGACUCACAACUUUUCAAGGUCAUGUGGUCUCCCCAGCAAAAUGAUCGUGUUAGGCCUUGGAUUUGUGCUGAUUUGGUGAACAACAAUAGAGCUCGAGGGUACAUGUCUGGCUAAAGUUUAGUUCAAAGGUAAAAUCAACUAGCUGGUGUUUCUGAGGUAGGAGACCAGCAUGGUAAGUUCGUACUCUUUUGGCUUCUUAGUGAGUUGUGAGAGUGCAUUUCUAGCCCGCCCUUAGUUUUACUUGCAAUUUUGUAUCUUCUCUAUGUAAUCACACCACAAAACAAUAACAUUAAGUAAGUUAAAAGCACAAGACAGCAUAUUUUUAUGUGGAAAACCUAAACGUAAAAAACCAUGGGACCUACCAGUAACUCAAGUUUAGAUUCCUACUCUAGAAUCAGUUGAAGUUGAUAUACCUCUGAUGUAUGAUGAUCAUAGCUAGUCUAGAUUCUUGUGCCUCGAGAAUCACCACUCCGCUUCCUAUGUCUAUGCAAUUUCCUCUCCAGUGAGUUGCUUUUAUUGAACAGUGAUGUAAUGCAAACGCUUCCUCAAUCGAGCCAAAAUUUCAUUCUCUAAACCAAGGUAGAAGGAUGGUUGAUGCAGAUCUCUUCGAACAAUGCCAAUGAUGAAUUUCUGCACUUAAGCAUAAAUCACACAGUAAACACUGAUGGGUAUCACUAAUUUCCCCUAUCUAUGAUCAACAAAAGCUUUGUGAAAAUUUGCGAAAUCUAAUUUUGUAAUCAGAAGAGAAACUUUGUGAAAUUUCUUCAGAACUUCAAGUGACUAAUAUCUUAGUUUUCUUCCAUGUUUUCUUGCUCAAAAUUAUGUUUUAAGACACAAAUAUCUAUGUAUAAGUUCCU
This is a messenger RNA of Cornus florida, 4013 nucleotides long. Its product is annotated as pentatricopeptide repeat-containing protein At2g22410, mitochondrial. The transcript is spliced from 4 exons. Gene Ontology annotation, molecular function: RNA binding; protein binding. The record is from RefSeq and is a predicted model, not a curated record. Gene Ontology annotation, biological process: RNA modification. The coding region runs from base 77 to 2110 and encodes 677 amino acids. Lineage: Eukaryota; Viridiplantae; Streptophyta; Magnoliopsida; Cornales; Cornaceae.